Messenger RNA from Saccoglossus kowalevskii, 3548 nucleotides. RefSeq lists its product as uncharacterized. Gene Ontology annotation, cellular component: cytoplasm. Gene Ontology annotation, molecular function: guanyl-nucleotide exchange factor activity. The record is from RefSeq and is a predicted model, not a curated record. NCBI's taxonomy places the organism in Eukaryota, Metazoa, Hemichordata, Enteropneusta, Harrimaniidae.
CUGUUAUUUAUGCCGCUUAGCCGUCCUUGUCCGGAUUCUUGCUCUUCUACCGGCCAAUAUUUGGAUAACGUGUCCCCAUGAAUGACGAAUCGUCCAAAUAGAUUUCGUCGUUGGUACCGGAUGCGCUUCGUAUGCAACCGAUGACUGAAUAACAAACAAAACUUUUACAGGAUACACCUGCAAGUAAACACCGAUCAAAAGACUAUAUGCUCUCAACCAUUCUUGUGAAGAACCAACCCAAGAUAGACCCCGAAGCUUUCAGUUUCGCAUUUUUCGGUUUCGUUAAUUUUUUCUGCUUUUUUCAAUUAAUUGCAGUCUGUUACUCACUGUGACAAAUUACGACAAAAAAUCGUCAAAAUAACAGCAAAAAUAGUACCGGGUAUUUAUAAUCAACGGGAUAAGUGCUAAUUGUUUUCUAAACCUGGAUGCAAAUAUUUUGUAUUUUUAGUAAUUUCAUUCGAUAUUUACAGAGCACAAACAAUGCAAAAUGACUUCAGAUACUAAGUAAUCGAAGCUGUCUAGUUUCGUAAGACGAUAAUUGAUUAAGAAUUUAUUUUUAGAUUGUAAAUUCAUUUACACGACAACUGCCAAGUGGCACUUCCAUUAUAACAUGUUAAUAAUAUACAAACAGUUAUCAGUUUCUCAGAGUGGAGCAAAAUUUGUACAAAUUUUUUCAAGCUGUUUACGGUCACACCGGGAUGACGUUUAAAUAGACUAUAGGCAUGAGCAUGUCAACUUUAGAUUCAAUUCCAAGUUUGGAGACGUCGUUGCAAAAUAUCACAGUCAACGCAACAAGCAGUAGUUUAUUACAGAGUGAGUCUGAGGACCAUGACAACUUGGAGGUAGACGCUGAGGACAGAGCUAUGAAGACACCUGUUUCAAAUGGUCAGUCAAGCUGCGGUCAGCUGAUUGGCUGGGGAUGCGGCGAAUUUGGACAGCAUGGACAUGGUGCUAUCAAAACCGACAUUGACGUUCAGCAUGGUCUUAUUGAUAAUUUCUCCAAAGUGGAUCAUCCAUCCAGCUGUGUUAAGCUGAUUGCCUGUGGUGCUAGUCACACAAUCAUUGUCACCUAUAGCAAUGAUAUUUAUUGUUGGGGCAAUGGAAACAGUGGACAACUUGGUUGCGGAGACAGAGAAACACAUAUUGACCCCCAGAAAAUCACUCUUUGUAAUCAAGAUGUUGAAAUAGCGGGUAUUGCUUGCGGUAGUAGACACAGCAUGGUCUGGUUGAAUGAUGGUAAAUGCUAUAGUUUUGGUAAUAACUAUAAUGCACAACUUGGAUACGACUUCAGAAUUAAAAACUACAAAGAAAACCAGGUGAAGCCUCAUCUGCUGCGGCCGAUACAGCACCGAUUUGUCACUCUGGUAGCAUGUGGGGAGAGGCACACCCUCUUCCUCUUUGACACAGGCUCCGUCGCCGGCUGCGGAUCAAAUUCGUUCGGUCAGAUUGGUACGGGAGACAGGGAUGAAGUGAUUGUUCCAAAAAUAAUCGAAAAUCUCCAAGCUAAAUUUAUAUCCUGCGGUGCAAACCAUAGUAUGGCUAUUAACGAAAAUGGAGCGGUUUAUGUCUGGGGUCAUGGCAAGUCUUGUGGCUCCCGGAAGCAGGAUGUUUUGUAUCCCGAGUUGGUAGCGAUUGUCGGCACUGAAAUCCGCCAAAUAGCUGCCGGUGCUGCACAUAGCAUGGCAUUAUCAGUUAUUAAGCAGAUUCGAAAAGGGAAAGGAGAACUAGCUGCCACUAAUGGAGGGAUCUUGAUUGGUUCACCCCUCUCCAUCCCCAGGAUCUUGAUUGGUUCACCCCUCUCCAUCCCCAGGAUCUUGAUUAGUUCACCCCUCUCCAUCCCCAGGAUUUUGAUUCGUUCACCCCUCUCCAUCCCAUGGAUUUUGAUUGGUUCACCCCUCUCCAUCCCCAGGAUUUCCAUUGGUUCACCCCUCUCCAUCCCCAGGAUUUCCAUUGUGAAUGGAACAGUUUAUACCUGGGGAAGUGGGGCAGAUGGUCAACUUGGACAUGGUAAAAAUGCCCACUUUUUAGACAAGCCAAAGAGAAUAUCGCAUAGUCUUUUUAAUGGUUCCAGAGUAUCUCAGAUCACCUGUGGUGAGCGGUAUAGUGCUGCUGUGACAGUUGAUGGUUUACUUUAUCUGUGGGGCAAGAACAGCCACACUCUGAGUCCAGAAAAACCAACAUCUUAUAAAGAGUAUCGCCCUAUGCAAGUAAACACAGGUGGUUAUCACAUUAGCCAAUUGGCAUGCGGCUCGUGGCACGCUAUGUCAAUUGCCGGCAUACCCGUCUGGAAGCCAAGGGAGGGCAGCACUGACACAGAAGAUGACGUUGAAGAUGAAAAUGAGAUGAAAGCUCCAAUGAGCAAUGCAAAAACUAAGAAAGUGAGAUUAUCUGAAGAUGCUGAUUACGAAUAUGAACAAGAAAAUGAUUCAGAUUUAGAGACUGAAGUCGGCAGUGAGCCAGAUUUAUCAAGUGACCAAUCCGAUGAGGAAGCUGUUCAUUUGCCGCCUGAGUUUCUGAGACGAUCUUUAACGUUAGCGGAGUUCUAUGCCCCUACGCCACUUCCAGAUCUGAUCAUUUCACCAAGGGAUUCCCCCGUGCCUGAUUCCUUACCAAAACGGAACCUAUCACACGGGUCUAGUGUUGAGGACUUGCCCAAGAAAUCUAAAUCCCACUUUUCAACUAGUGAGGGUGAAGGAUUGGAGUCUUCUACAGAGAAUGCAGAUAAUGAUGAUGAUGAAAAGGAGGAGCAAGAACCAAAGGAGGAAGAGGAGGAGGAGGAGGAACAACAACAACAACAACCUGCUGAGGAUGAGCAAAGGCUAGAUAGCUGGACAUUUGAGGAAGACAAAACACCAUCCCCCCAACUACUAACCCCACCUAGGUCACCAAAACCAACAAUGGUGAAACCAUAUCCUUUGCAAAACUCGUUUGGUGCUUACAUUACAAGAUCCAAAACAUUAUAUGGAGAUGGCCAACGAUCAAGCCAAGCCGUCCAGUUUAGUGAAAUGUGUGCAGACAGGUACAGGUUACCGAGGGAACCAAGCAGUUUAACAAACGUGGAUCUCUCGUUCGAUUCAGAUAAAAAGUUUGUUGUUAAUAAACACGUCGCAAUACAAACAAACAAAAAGAGAUCAACUCUGCCGCUGCCACCUGACAACCCACCUCUACCAAUACACCUGAACAGGCCAAAGAGGAUGAAUGUUUUGCGAGGUUAUUCCACAUUCGACGAUAACUAUGAUUUCUAUGAGCAGCUUAAAGACAGUGCUAAGAUUAGCUGUCCACCAUUAACAAGAUCACACACUAUGCACGGCAGAAGCAUGCUCUCGCAGAGGUUCACAGAUCAGUCUUGUCCACCCCAACCAAGUGGCGGAGAUAUGAUAAUAGAAGGUGUUGCAGCACAUAGAGGAACUGACAGAUCGCUGUCAUUAACGCAACAAUCAGAAACAAAUUUUAGACGAUCAAGAAAAAAGGUUUUUUCACCAACUCCUGUGUGGCAGAGUCGUAAAUAUGCUUCUAAGAAUUUUGAGAGACAAUUUUUCGACAGUUGA